CGGCACACGAAAUCUCUCACACGAAGGUCAGCCAUCACCACACACCCACACACCGAGGCAAAAGCAACAGCAGCCACACACAACGAGUUCGAGCACCGAUAAAGCACCGGUCCGGCUGGUGGCAGGCAGCAGGUGGGCAGCAGGUGGGUGAGCCCCUACCCCAUUCGUCCGUUCACAUGGCACCUCAGUGGAUGCGUCAGUGAACACAUGAGGGUGAAAGCUCUCCACCUGCCAACCUUCCAUCCAUCCAUCCAUCCACCCACCCCAUGUGUCGAGCCGUCCAUGCAGACAUGCAGUAUCUACCACAUACAUACCAGUGCCAGGCGACAGGGAAGCACUCGAGUGGGUCAGGCACCGACAACCGUCCAGCCACACAUCAAAACCCCCAACCUGCCUCCCUGUCUGCCAGCUAAAUCUGCCUCUGUGCGCCUCUCUAUGUCAUCCGCAGCGACCUGAAUGUCUCCCUCCCGUCCCGCCCCUUGUCGACCCACCCCACCGCCCCCCACUCGACGGCCGACACAUCCUUGCUGAAGCCGUUGUCGAUGUCCCCCACCAGCCCCCACUUGGCCGCCUCGUCCAGGAUGGCCCGCUGCACCACCUCACGCAACUCCAUCUUGCAGCCACCCACGCCGCCCACCACAAAGCACUGCAGCUGCGGCACCGUCACCUUGACGCGUUUGUCGCUCUGCUGCUCAUGCCUCGUCCCGCCCACCACCUCCCGGUUGCUGCUGGCUUUGUACACGGCCGAAUGGACAAAGUGCUCAGCAGCCGCACACACCCGCCGGGCCAUGUCGGUGUGCCGCACACCGAUGGCCUCACUAACGGCAUCCUGGGCGGUAUCCAUGUCGAAGAGGUAUGAUGCGAUGCGCCAGCCGAAGAUGGGGGCCUCCUGCGGGCCGACGGCCAGCCAGGGGGUCAGGACGGCCGCGAGUGAGCGGUGGGGGACGAGAGCGGCGUUGACGGCCGCCAUGACGGCAGUGGGCAGCUCGUUGAGCACUCCGGCAUACUCCGUCAGCACCAGCUGGCGGCCGCGGCGGCCCCUCUCUGUGGCCGUGGGGAUGCUGCUGAUGUCGCCUCCCGCCCGCAGCAGGGAAUGGAUGAUCCGCUGGUAUUUGUCAAUCUCGGCGCGAAUCAUCUCCCUGAUGGCCUCGGGUGUGUCCAGGUCCUGAAGGUCUUGAGUGUAGCGAUCGAGCUGUGUGGCAGCAAUGGCGAUGGGCGUGUCACCGUGGUUGUUCUGUGUGUCGAUCCGGUCAGCGGGCAGGUUGCUGCAGAAGUAGCCGGCCACCUUGAGAGAGCCCCACGCUGCCGCGUAGUGCAGUGGCGUCUCCCCUAAGGCGUUUCCUGCCGCCAUGUCGACCCCGUUCGCCACUAUGAGGUCCAGGUAGGCGUAGAUGAACGACUGGGGAUAGCGCCCCCCCCGGCCACCUCGGCUGCCGCGUGCACCAGGUUGCAGCCAGACCGUUCUUCGGUGGCGAGGGUGGGGUCUCGUUGGAUGAGUCGCUCAUACAUCGACAUGAGCAGCUGCAGAUACUCAGAUGGGGGCUGACGCAGGGGACGGGGCAGCAUCAGCAUGCGUGGGCCUGGUGCGUGAAGGUCGAUGUCGUGACGAGUUAUCAGGAUGUCGAAGGCCGUCUGAUUGCCGGAUGCAAUCGCCAAGUGGAGGGGGGUCUCCCCGUUCUCGUCGGCUGCCGCAUUGGGGCCGGCGCCGUCGUCGAACAGUGCGGUAAACGGCCCUCCGUCGAGCAGUGCGGUAAUGAUUGCCGACUGCUGCUCAUCCGACGACCACUGGGGCAGGGCUACCCUCCAAUCAUCAUCAUAGUCUCCUGCUUGGACGGUGUUGACGGUGUAGCCCGACUUGUUGUCAAUGGCGAGGCCCAACAAGCGGUAGCCAAGUCCAUGACACCCGAAGCCCUUUCUCCUCAGCCGAGGGAUGACAUCCGGGUCGGCGCCCUGCUGGAUGAGGUCGGUCACGUGCUGUGGAUUGAUUGUGCGGCCGAUGAUGCCCAGCGUCAGCUCCUUGGUGAGAUUGUCCGUGUCGUGGGGGAAUUGAGCCUCGAUGUCGUUGGCUCCCCGGAAGCCGUCAGGCACCUCAACCGUGGUGGCCACCAGCACAGGAUGACCUGCAACACACACAGCCACCAGACGACACACACAGUGAAGGUGUGUGCGGAUCACAUUCUUUCGCGUCUGUCUGUCUGUCUGUCUGGCGUACCGUCCUCCUCAUAGCCGUCGUCCUCCUCAGAGUCGUCGUCGUCGUCAUCCAUGUCGUCCCACAGCCACCCGCCCUCACCACCACCAUCAUCCUGCACACCAUCCUGCCACGCUCCCUCCUCCUCGGCCAUUUCACCGUCCUCCUGCUCACGCAACAAAUCUGAAACGAAGACAUUCCAACACAUUCGUCAGCAAAGCAAGAUGAUUAUGCCACUGAUGUGUUGAUCAGUCCGUGUGGCGUGCUGUUGACUCACCACUGUCAGUGUCAUUGUCGUCUUGCCCGCCUGGCUGCCCGCCACCAUUGUUAUCCUCCUCAGCCACAUCGUCUGCACACGCAAUCGAAGACAUACAGUACACACCCGUGUAGCGAUCACGAUCUGUGUGUGGCGUACCUGUAUCGUGAUCGCCAUCAGGACCGUCCGCCACGUCACCGGAGGCCAUGUGGGUGUCGUGACCUCCAGACAUCUCACUCCACAGGGGUGAUUCGGUGCUGCCUUUUCUCUGUGCGAUGUCCCGAGUUGCUUGCAGUAGUGAUUCCGCCUGCUCUUUCCAAUUUGCUCUCUUUCCUGCGUGAAUGGAUGGUCUUGAAGGGAAGACUCACCCCGAAGGUCGCUUUCCG
This is a messenger RNA of Vitrella brassicaformis, 2830 nucleotides long. The record is from the annotation of a GenBank genome assembly. Lineage: Eukaryota; Vitrellaceae.